AUGGCAACACACCAAGAAACUAAUCAAGAAUUAAACAAGGCAAGGGAAUAUUAUGAGGUGGCGAAAGCAGAGUUGGAGAAGUUUAUGGAAGAGGAGAACUUGAAGUCAUUUGAAGAAAAGUGGGGAAUGGAAGUUUUAAAGAAAAAAAUGGAAAGGUUAGAGAAGGGGAUGGAUGAGAGGUGGUACCAGGUUAAGAAAUUACAAGAUGCGUUGAUAGAUUUUGGUAAAGAAAAAG
Messenger RNA from Entrophospora candida, 235 nucleotides. NCBI's taxonomy places the organism in Eukaryota, Fungi, Glomeromycota, Glomeromycetes, Entrophosporales, Entrophosporaceae. The record is from the annotation of a GenBank genome assembly.